Messenger RNA from Glycine soja, 1061 nucleotides. Its product is annotated as LOB domain-containing protein 1-like. The record is from RefSeq and is a predicted model, not a curated record. Bases 99 to 695 code for a protein of 198 amino acids. NCBI's taxonomy places the organism in Eukaryota, Viridiplantae, Streptophyta, Magnoliopsida, Fabales, Fabaceae. The transcript has 2 exons.
UUGGCUUCCAAACAACCCACAUUUACCUCACACCCUUCUUCUCUCUUUGUCCCUAAACUACACAAAGUAGAAGCCAAACACAAAACAACAAAGUAUUGAUGGAGAGUGACACAAACACCACAUUUUCUCACUCCUCAAAUACUACCCCUUCUUCCCCUCCCCAACAAGUUCAAGUUGUCAUGAUCCCUUGUGCUGCUUGCAAGAUUCUGAGGCGAAGAUGUGCUGAGAAAUGUGUCUUGGCACCUUAUUUCCCUCCCACUGAACCUGCCAAGUUUACCACUGCACACCGAGUCUUCGGUGCCAGCAACAUCAUCAAGUUCUUGCAGGAACUUCCAGAGUCUCAAAGAGCUGAUGCAGUGGCCAGCAUGGUUUAUGAGGCUGGUGCAAGAAUAAGAGACCCAGUGUACGGAUGUGCAGGUGCAAUUUGCCACCUCCAAAAGCAAGUCAAUGAACUUCAAGCACAGUUAGCAAAGGCACAAGCUGAGGUUGUAAACAUGCAAUUCCAACAAGCGAAUCUCGUGGCUCUAAUUUGCAUGGAAAUGGCACAAACACAAACUCCACAGGAAUCACCACAACAAUCUGUGGACAACUUCAUUUCAAGCCCUUCACACAGCAGCGGCUAUCAAAACAAUCUCAAUUUCUUUGAGGAGAACACCAAUAACCUAAACUCUUUGUGGGAGCCUCUUUGGACAUGAUGAAGAACCAGACUUAUACAAGACACUUCAUAAGUGUUAGUUCCCAUGACAAUCUCCUAAGGAGAAGUUGAAGGAAUCAAGUAGAACUAAUAAUAAAUUAUAAAAGUAUAACUUUGGUAGCUAGAUUCAUGUAGUUAAGUUAACUGCCUCUCCAUGAGGAAGAUUUUGGAGAAAAUAAUGUUAUUCUGGAUCUAGUCUCUUUGCACAAGGUUGGCAAAUUAAGUAAUGCUCCAAAAUUAUCAUUUAAAUGUUAGAUAGUUUUCUGAAGCAUGUAAUCGUUGCAAUAUUGAAGAAAACAGGGGAAAUGUUAUGUUUCAGUAUGUUUCUAAGCACUGAUAUUUUCAAUCUAAAACAGCUUUUUGGUCA